Molecule: messenger RNA, 351 nt
Organism: Caenorhabditis remanei
Lineage: Eukaryota; Metazoa; Nematoda; Chromadorea; Rhabditida; Rhabditidae
Exons: 3
Coding region: 1-351 (116 amino acids)
Source: RefSeq, a predicted model, not a curated record
AUGAGCUCGGAAAUUCUCACCACUUCCACUUCGGUCAAAUGCUCCGUUUGCCCACCCGCCUCAACCUGCGGCCAGAACUCGAACGGAAAUCUGUUUUGUGUUCAGCGUGUUCCGAUCGAGAACUAUAUGCCAUUGAUGUCGACCGGUGCGCUCGUCUGCUUCGGAGUCGCCGCCCUCAUCAUUUUCAUCCUCGGAUGUCUCGUCGUCUAUGGUAUCCGUCACCCCGAUUCCUGGCCAGGACGUGCCGUCGAGACUGCGUGGUUGUGGGCUCGAUUCGUCUGCUGCCUCUUCUUAUGCUUCGACAUCGACGAGGCCGACGACGAAGCGCAGCCAGUUAAUCGUGUUGUUUAG